UCACAUCUUCAUACGCCACCUGUGAAAAAGCGUAGCAAGUAUCCAUGAUGUCCUUCAAUGAUGCCUGUUAGCUGUAGAUGCGACCCAUCAAAGGCGAGAUAUAUAUAGCUGCACCACAUCGAACGGCCAUAGCACCCACCCACGCACCCACGCUAUCUACGGAGUAUUAGCGGCUAGACCAUGGUGUCCUUCAAAGCGCGUCGCAGUGAGCCCGAGCUGGUGUCACCCGCGCGGCCGACGCCCCCGGAAACGAAGGCCCUCUCCGACCUGGACGACCAGCGGACGCUGCGGUACUACGAGACGGUCAUCGCCUUCUUCCGCAGCCGUCCCGACUGCGGCAACAGGCCAAAUGAUCCAGCAAAGGCCAUCAAGGCGGCAUUGGCGGAGGCACUGGUGUAUUACUAUCCCAUUGCCGGGCGGCUCAGGGAGGCUGCCGGAGGGAGGUUGGUGGUGGACUGCACGGCGGAAGGGGUUCUGUUUGUGGAGGCCGAUGCGGAUGUGGGGCUUGAGCAGUUCGGCAAGCCGUUGUUACCGCCGUAUCCGUGUGUAGAGGAGCUGCUGUGCGAUGCGGGUGAAACAAGAGCCGUGAUCGCCAAACCGCUAGUCCUCAUGCAGGUAACGCGGCUACGAUGCGGUGGAUUUGUUAUUGGAUUCCACAUGUGCCAUAAUAUAGCAGAUGGAUUCGGUAUGGUUCAAUUCGUUAGAUCCGUAGCUGAAUUGGCUCGUGGUGAAGCAGUUCCCACUAUUUUGCCAGUUUGGAAAAGAUAUCUCCUUACAGCACACAACACAUCUCUUAUGGCACAUUCGGACGUUGCAUAUAAACAACCAUCACCAAAUGACUUACAAUUCAAAUCUGACGACGUGAUGCUGUCAACUCCAAUCGAGGACAUGAUAGUCCAGUACUUCCUCUUUGGGCCAAGGGAGAUAGCAACUCUGCGAAGUCACAUAAGAGGAUACCUAACCAGUUGCGCUACAUCCUUUGAGCUGUUAACUGCAAUCAUGUGGCGAUGCCGCACAAUAGCUCUGGGUUAUGAGUCCAAUCAGUGGGUUCGCCUCAUGAUUACUAUGAAUGCACGUGGCAAGUGGAAUCGACAUACACCCAUCCCACGAGGUUACUAUGGCAACGCACACUUCUCUCCCAUAGUAGAGGCCACAGUUGCUGAGCUCUGCAGUCAGCCUCUCGCCCACACGGUUGAGCUUGUUCGCAAAACCAAGCUCAGCGUGACAAAGGAAUCCAUGAAGUCAAUGGUACAUACAAUUGCACUCACACGUCAGUGGCCACCUCCGAUGAUGGACAAAAUUUACGAGGUCUCUGAUACAAAAUGGAUUGCCACAAAUGUAAUGCGAUUUGGGUGGGCUGAGUUGGUGGGUGGUGGCAUACCACUGGCUGGGGACCUUACUUCAAAGUUAGGAAGCGACCACAUGAGGUGCAAAAACGAAGAUGAUGAGUACUCAACCAUUGUGUCAAUGCUUUUGCCGAAGCCCGCGAUGGAGAGGUUCAAAAACGAGAUGUCUGUCUGGUUGAAUAAGCACGAUGAGAAGAACUUAGUUAUAUUGAGUUCCCUCUAGGAGCCCGUGUUAACAAAUUAGAUGUAAUGAAAGAGAAAUCCUUGGCUCAAGAAUGCACAAUUUCUGAUAUACCCUUUUAACAUUCUUUUUCUUGGUUCCGAAUUUUCAAUAGGACUCCAUUUGAGUGUUCCUUCUGUUGGAGUAUGUCAAGCUCUCCAGCCAUAGCAACGGUUCCAGUGAUUGUGCAAAUGAUCUUGUAAUCUGCUAGAAUAGGCAACAUAGAAUAAUUUGUUUGUUCCCUUUUUGUUGUACCUUGUAUCACAAGCAGACCCUUGUACAAACCAUGCCGGGGCUAUUCCCGGCCAUAUAAACAUGGAACCAUGAACACUAAUGGGUGUCACGUCCACACCAUUUGUCA
Panicum virgatum (switchgrass) is the source of this 1927-nucleotide messenger RNA. Its product is annotated as acyl transferase 1-like. NCBI's taxonomy places the organism in Eukaryota, Viridiplantae, Streptophyta, Magnoliopsida, Poales, Poaceae. The transcript has 2 exons. The coding region runs from base 181 to 1569 and encodes 462 amino acids. The record is from RefSeq and is a predicted model, not a curated record.